AUUGAUUAAUCUUUAAAAAAAACUGGAAUUGCUUGAAUGAAGAUGUUGCUUAAAUGGUCAAGCUUAUCAACACUAUGAAGUAAACACUUCCUUUCUCCUCUGAGAAAUUCAAGCUGAACAAGUUUCAAGUAAUUUCAUUCUGCUUGAUCAUUAAUGUGUAGUGGAAAUAACACAUAGCUGUUUUUCAAGAUCGAAUGAGCACUUCUAAUUGGACUGGUUUUCAUGUGUUAAAAUGAUCUGCAAAAGGAGUAACUUAAAUUUUAAGUUUAUUUUGCUUUACUUUAUGCUGCUUAUCAAUUAAUUGUUGAGAAAACAAAAAUUAAAUCAUAACAUGGUGUCUAUUUAAUUCUUUGCCUUUGGUUGUCCCUGCAAAAUAUCUUUGGUAUGCUAUCCUUACAACGGCUGUUCAUCGACCAAUCAGCGACAAGCAUCAGUUUGAAAACUUGGUAAACUUUGUUACAAAGCCAUCUUUUUUGUUAUUUAUUUUAUUUAUUUACCUUUUUUUAAUUAUGUAUUAAAUUAGUCAAAUUAGUACUUAAUAUUCUCUUAAUUCUCCUGUGCCAUCAAUUAUUAUAAACAUCUAUGUAUAAAAGCCAAAAUAAACUGUCAAAUGGGAUUGAAAUGACGGAUGGGCCCUUCAAAGCAACUAAGCUGUGGAACCAGAUAAUCUAUGAUUUUAGUACAGGUAUCAGCUUAAAAAGACACCGUCGUCACUUGAAAGCCUAUGAAAAUUGUUUUGUGGCCUGUAAAGCUGUUGACUGGCUAUAUGAUUAUUUGGCAGUCCAUAAAAAAAGUGAAAAUAAAGAGAUUUCGAGACAGCAAGCGAUUCAAUUGUUGGAUAAGUUUUUAACUUACGAUAUUAUUGAGAAAGUUGCUUGCAAGAAUACAAGUUGUGCGAAAUUCAAGGACAACAAGGAUCUAUAUCGUUUAAAGAAUGAAAACAUACCUUAUCCACAUUUAGAAAAUAGCCGUGAUAAUGAUGAAGAUGUUCCCUACCGAGAAGAAAAAGUUCUGGAAAAACAAUGGAGCCAGUCGACGACUCAGAGUAUUGAUAAUAGUGCCAGAUUAACUCCAACAAAGAAGAUAUCUUCUUCAUUUGAUGCAAACUCAGCUCAGAUCUGGAAAAAUGUCAUUCUUCAGCACCUUAACAUGAUGCAACCAUUGGUCAACUCUCUUCUUGAUGCUAGAGAUAUAAAUUCCAGCUAUGCUGCCACAAAUGUGACAAAUCUGAAUAAGAAUGGUGUCGUAUUGAUUGAGGACAAAUCAAAAGAUAUUCCUCAUUGGGUCAUGUCUGCAAUGAAAUGUCUUGCGAAUUGGCCAAAUAACUCUGGAAAUUCACUACCCCGUUAUCCUGGUUUUGAACGCGACGUUUUCAAUCUUAUUAGAGAGUAUUUUGUCAACCUUGAUUCUCCAAUGAUUCCAUCAAAUUUCUACCCAUUGAUUGUUUCCGUGGUCAAAGAAACUGAUCUUAAGAAUAUAAGUCAGAAGAAUAGCCAACUUUAUGCAAAAAUAGGCUUGAAAGACCGUGAAUUUACUUAUGAUACAAACACUUCAACUCCUCUCGCCAGUAAAAUCAGUGAAAUUAGACGUAAUGGUGCUCAAAUGAAAGUGAAAAAAGAUGAUCCAGUCUUUGAAACUGUCUUUCUUACUCAAAGUCCAAUGACAAGAAUUUUGUCUCAUGAUGCCUUGACUUCAAUAUUUUCUUCUAUCGCAUCCUCUGACGGAUCAUUAGAUGGUUCUUCUUCUCCACAGAGUAUUGACGCUUUCAACUCAUACCGUAGACCAAUAGAAGCUAGUAAUUUACAACAUCUUGCUACUUUACCUCGCAAUUUGAGGAAACAACGAUUAGAAGGGUUGAAAAAGUUCAAGCUAGAGAAAGAGCAAAAUAAGAGCUCUUUAUGCUUAAUGAAUUUCGGUUGCAUUCUGCAAAGCCCAUGUGAAGAGGGUGAAUAUAUGAUGGAUAAAAGUGUAACCAACCUGAGAAAUUUCUAUUUUUCAAGUAAGCAUUCACCUGAACCAGCAUAUUCUAAUUUUAUUUUUAGAGAUAAAGAUUCUAAUACGAAUGCUUCAACAGAAGGAGAAGAAAGAGUUGUGAAUAUACUAAAUCUAGUUCUUCUACUCAUACCACCUGAAAAUCGGCGACACUUACACCUUCUUUUAAGAUUGCUUUCAAGAAUUUUAAAGAAUAGUGAGCUCAAAUUUCACUGUAAUCAUUCAGUGAGUAUGGAAUAUUAUAUCAUUGAGACUUUUACUAGAUGUAUCAUUCAUUCUGGCAACGAGAAAACUUACAACGAACGAGCUGCUCAAUUAUUGGUGUCAGUUAUGUUGAAAAAUACUGAAAAAAUAUUCAAUAUUCCUUCUUAUGUAAAAUACAAAGUGAACAGUAUAAUAAAUUAUUAGUUUGUUUUCAUUCCCAUCUUGGAUGAAAAAACGAUUUGAAGGAUUUUGUAAGCUAAAAAUUAAAUUCCUGAAUUUCAUUCAAUUUAGGACAAUUCAUCUUUUAAACAAAAUUUCCAACCAUUAAAGAACUUUUUUGAGUCA
Tetranychus urticae (two-spotted spider mite) is the source of this 2541-nucleotide messenger RNA. RefSeq names its product DEP domain-containing protein 1A-like. The record is from RefSeq and is a predicted model, not a curated record. Gene Ontology annotation, biological process: intracellular signal transduction. Lineage: Eukaryota; Metazoa; Arthropoda; Arachnida; Trombidiformes; Tetranychidae.